Molecule: messenger RNA, 1881 nt
Organism: Acanthosepion pharaonis
Lineage: Eukaryota; Metazoa; Mollusca; Cephalopoda; Sepiida; Sepiidae
Source: the annotation of a GenBank genome assembly
AUGUUCCAGGAAUUAAGCCAGUGCCAAUUAUUGACCCUGGGAUUGUCCACAAUUGCAUUUACAGCGAUUUUUGGUGGAUUAAAGCGACUCGGCUUAUUUUAUCAGUGGCGACAUAAGGUUCAGACAAAAACAAAGAAAAAUGGAGGUGAUUUAGUAGCUGAAGUUUUGAAGUCACAUGGUGUGAAGAAUGUAUUCACACUUGUAGGUGGUCACAUCUCCCCCAUAUUGGUUGGUUGUGAGAAGCUUGGCAUCCGUGUUGUUGAUACUCGACAUGAGGUGACAAGUGUUUUUGCUGCUGAUGCAGUUGCUCGACUGUCUGGAACAAUUGGAGUAGCAGCUGUUACAGCUGGCCCUGGUGUAACAAACACUGUGACUGCUGUCAAGAAUGCUCAAAUGGCUGAAUCUCCUGUUCUUCUCUUGGGCGGUGCUGCUGCAACUUUAUUAAAGGGACGGGGUUCAUUGCAAGAUAUAGAUCAACUGUCUUUGUUCAAAUCCCUUUGCAAAUUCACAGCCAGUGUGUCUACAGUUAAGGAAGUGGUGCCUACUUUACGUAAGGCAAUACAAGUGGCACAGUCUGGAACCCCUGGACCUGUUUUUGUGGAGUUUCCGAUUGAUGUACUCUAUCCAUAUGAAACAGUGAAACGAGAACUUGGAAUGAAGGAUUCUGGAAAAGGAAUAUUCCAGAAGAUAGUUAACUGGUAUUUACAGAAUCAUCUGAACAAUUUGUUUUCAGGAGCCUUUGAAGAGAGAGACAUGAGCCCUCUUGAAGUGAAAAUCCCUUUGCCAACUGUCAGUCAAGUUCAAAAAUGUGUAGAGUUACUGUCCAAAGCCAAAAAACCUGUAUUUGUCCUAGGCAGUCAGGUGACUCUGCCUCCAGUUCCUGCAGAAAAACUCUCUGCUGCUCUUGAGAGUAUUGGGGUCCCAUGUUUCUUGGGUGGAAUGUCCCGGGGACUUCUGGGAAGAAGAAGUCGUAUACAAAUAAGACAACAGCGUAAAGAUGCUCUUAAGGAAGCUGACCUUAUCAUUCUUGCAGGAACUGUGUGUGAUUUUCGUCUUGGAUAUGGACGUUCCUUAAACAAAAGAGCAAAAAUUAUUGCUGUGAACCGAAGCAAAGAACAAUUAAUGAAGAAUUCUGAUAUGUUCUGGAAACCUACUUUGGCAAUUCAAGGAGAUGCUGCAACUCUUAUCAGCCAACUUUCAGAGAAUCUAAGAGGCUAUAAAUGUGAUCCGGAAUGGUUGGCCACUUUGCAACAAAGGGAUAUAGACAAAGAAAAUGCUAAUAAAAAAAAAGGAGAAGAAAUCACUGAUCAACAUCUAAAUCCAAUCAAGAUUUUACAUCUCACAGAUGAAAUUAUGGCUGAAGAUAGCAUUAUUGUUGCUGAUGGUGGGGAUUUUGUGGGUACUGCAGCUUACAUACUCAGACCCAGAGGUCCACUAAGAUGGUUGGAUCCAGGUGCCUUUGGAACUUUAGGUGUUGGAGGUGGUUUUGCUCUUGGAGCCAAAAUAUGUCGACCUGAGAGUGAAGUGUGGAUCAUUUAUGGCGAUGGAUCACUUGGGUUUAGUGUGGCUGAAUUUGACACAUUUACACGUCAUAAGCUUCCUGUAAUUGCUUUGGUCGGUAACGAUGCAAGUUGGAGUCAAAUUGCCAGAGAACAGGUUCCAAUGUUUGGUAGCAGUGUUGCAUGCGACCUUUCUUUUCUUUCCUACCAAACUGUUGCUGGUGGAUUUGGUGGUAAAGGUUAUCAACUUGACCGAUCCAAUGGUGAUAAGACAGUUGAGAUAAUCAAACAAGCUCAGUCAGAUUGCAAAAAUGGAUGCAGUGUUUUAAUCAAUGCCUUAAUUGGGAAGACAAACUUUCGAGAAGGCAGUAUAUCUGUAUGA